Messenger RNA from Arachis ipaensis, 942 nucleotides. Its product is annotated as LIM domain-containing protein PLIM2c-like. The record is from RefSeq and is a predicted model, not a curated record. Lineage: Eukaryota; Viridiplantae; Streptophyta; Magnoliopsida; Fabales; Fabaceae.
AGACUUUGUUCAACACCCAUUUUUGUCUUUUGAGGUUAUGAGUACUAUUCUCUCUUUUUGAGUUUCUCUUUAAUCCUUAGAUCCCGGGUUAAAGGAAAAAAAUAAAUAAAUUACUAAAAACAAUUUAGAAGAAAAUAAAACACAAGGAAUAAAUUUCCUUAGCCUUGUUUUGAGUUAUUGUUGAGAAAAGGAAUAAAGAAAAAAAAAAUAUUUGCAAAAUGUCAUUCACAGGAACUUUGGACAAAUGCAAGGCUUGUGACAAAACUGUUUAUGUGGUUGAUUUGUUAACUCUUGAAGGUAUACCUUACCAUAAAAACUGCUUCAGAUGCACUCACUGCAAGGGUUAUCUUACGAUGAGUACCUAUUCCUCAAUGGAUGGUGUCCUGUAUUGCAAGACACACUUUGAACAGCUUUUCAAGGAAUCUGGAAAUUUUAGUAAGAACUUUCAAACAGCAAAGCCUUCUGAAAAAUCAAAUGAUGGGAACAAGGCUCCAAGCAGACUCUCAUCCAUGUUUAGUGGAACUCUAGACAAAUGCUCAGUUUGUGGAAAAACAGUGUAUCCACUGGAGAAGAUGUCGCUGGAAGGAGAGUGCUAUCACAAGACAUGCUUUAGGUGUGCUCAUGCAGGUUGUCCUCUGACACACUCCAACUAUGCUGCCCUUGAUGGUGUCCUGUAUUGCAAGCACCAUUUCCAGCAGCUUUUCAUGGAGAAGGGUAACUACAACCAUGUACUCCAGGCUGCUAAGGACAAAAAGGUCAAUGCCACUCCACCUUCUGAACAAGCCGAUGCUGAAGAUGGCGAGAAGCCGGAGUCUGAGGAGAAGAAAGAGGAAGAAGAAGAAGCAGCUCAUGAAGAAGAAGAAUCUAAGGAAGAGGAAGAGGAAAAGAAAGAUGAGGACACUUAGAGUGGUUGUCAUGCAUUGGAGAAGCAUAUAUAUGAAG